AUGACUCCACCCGCACAAACCGAUUUCUUCCUGCUCUCCUGUUUGGAGCAAGUGAGGAUUGUACUGCUGGGGAAGAAUGUUUCAGAAAACAGUUGCGUGGGAAACUUCAUAUUAGGACGAGCAGCGUUUGACAGUGAAGCUCCUCCAGAUGUUGUAGAGAGAGUGGGAGGAAGAUUAAAGGACAGACAUGUGAUGGUCAUCAACAGUCCUCAGCUGCUUCAGCCACAUCUGUCACUCCAUCAGAUCACACAGACAGUGAAAGAGUGUGUGUAUCUGUCUGAUCCAGGACCUCAUGUGAUUGUUCUGCUCUUUAGACAUGAGCAGUGUUCAACAGAAGAUCAAGAGUGUGUGGAGAAGGUGCUGGACUCUUUCUCUGAGCGAGUUUUACAACACACCAUGGUCCUCACGACACAAGAGCCCACUGAAACCAAUGAAAUCCUACAAAAAAUUAUUCAGAAAUGUGCUAACAGACACUUCAGUAUUCAGAGGAGUAGCUCUCCUGAUGAUCUUUUGCAGAUUUUUGAGGACAUUGUACGAAUGAAUGAAGAGCGACCCCUGGUUUGUGCUGAAUACAAAGCUUCACAGUAUCUUGCACAGAAACAACAAACCGAAGAACGAUUUUCAGAGGGCGUGAAGCUGAAUCUGGUUGUGUAUGGGAGUGACAGGACAUUAAAAUCCUCAAUAUCAGAGCGGAUCCUGCAGCAGACAGAAAGAAGAUCAGAUGUGGAGCUUCAUGGACGCCUGAUCAAUCUGGUGGAGCUUCCAGCUCUGUUUAACACUCAGCUCUCAGAGGAGGAAGUGAUGC
Molecule: messenger RNA, 805 nt
Organism: Labeo rohita (rohu)
Lineage: Eukaryota; Metazoa; Chordata; Actinopteri; Cypriniformes; Cyprinidae
Product: GTPase IMAP family member 9-like
Exons: 3
Molecular function (GO): GTP binding
Source: RefSeq, a predicted model, not a curated record